Molecule: messenger RNA, 5396 nt
Organism: Felis catus (domestic cat)
Lineage: Eukaryota; Metazoa; Chordata; Mammalia; Carnivora; Felidae
Gene: RFC1
Product: replication factor C subunit 1
Exons: 25
Coding region: 131-3562 (1143 amino acids)
Biological process (GO): DNA replication; DNA repair
Cellular component (GO): DNA replication factor C complex; nucleus
Molecular function (GO): DNA clamp loader activity; ATP hydrolysis activity; DNA binding
Source: RefSeq, a predicted model, not a curated record
ACCGGGCGCCGCGGCCCCCACCACCUUCCACUUCGCGGGAGAAGUUGUUGGCGCGAAUGGAUCCCGAGUCCCGGUAACGGAUUCCCCAGCCCACCGGCCUGCCCGCCCGCGCCGUAGUCCGUGGGCUGCGAUGGAUAUUCGGAAAUUCUUUGGGGUUAUACCAAGUGGAAAGAAACUUGUGACUGACACAGUGAAGAAGAAUGAGAAGACAAAGUCUGCUGAAGAAACUUUAAAAGCAAAGAAAGGAAUAAAGGAAAUCAAGGUAAAUAGUUCUUGUAAAGAAGAUGACUCUAAACAGAAGCAACCAAACAAGAAAAAGAGGAUCAUCUAUGAUUCAGAUUCAGAAUCCGAGGAGACAGUGCAGGUAAAAAAUGCCAAAAAGCAACCAGAAAAACCUAAACCUGGUAAAAUUCUACGCCAGGAUCCUGUUACAUACAUUUCAGAAACAGAUGAAGAAGAUGACUUUAUGUGUAAGAAGGCAGCCUCUAAAUCAAAAGAGAAUGGAAGAUCUACAAAUAGUUAUCUUGGAGCAUCGAAUAAGAAAAAGAAUGAAGAAAACACUAAGACCAAGAAUAAGCCUUUAUCACCAAUAAAACUUACCCCCACAUCAGUGCUUGAUUAUUUUGGCACUGGAAGUGUCCAACGAUCAGAUAAGAAGAUGGUAGCAAGCAAAAGAAAAGAGCCUUCACAAAAUGUGGAUGAUUCCAGAUUAAAUGAUGAAGCCAUCGCCAAGCAAUUGCAACUUGAUGAGGAUGCAGAGCUGGAGCGACAGCUGCACGAAGAUGAAGAGUUUGCCAGAACGUUAGCCAUGUUGGAUGAAGAACCAAAGACCAAAAAGGCUCGAAAGGACCCAGAAGAAAGAGAAACAUUGUCAUCUGUCCAAGCCAAUUUAAGUAAAGCAGAAAAACAUAAAUCUCCUCAUAAAGCAAAAACAGAACAAUUUUCAGAUGACAGAAAGAACUGUAGUCCUAAGAAGCAAAGUAAAUGUGAAAGUUUGAAAGGAUCUCAGCAACAUUUGAAGUCCUCACCUCACAAAAUAGGGGAGACUUCUCCAAAAGCCAGUUCCAAGUUGGCCCUUUUGAAAAAAAAAGGAGAGAGUUCUUAUAAAGAAACAGAGCCUAUGGCUUCAAAAAGAAAAGAAAAUGCCAUUGAAUUGAAAGGACAGACAAAAACUCCUAAGAAAUCCAAAAGUUCUCCAGCUAAAAAAGAGUCUAUAAGUCCUGAAGAUUCUGAAAAGAGACGCACUAAUUAUCAAGCUUAUCGAAGCUACUUAAAUCGAGAAGGUCCCAAAGCUUUGGGCUCCAAAGAAAUACCAAAGGGAGCUGAAAAUUGCUUGGAAGGCCUUACAUUUGUAAUCACAGGAGUGCUGGAGUCCAUUGAACGAGAUGAGGCCAAGUCUUUAAUUGAGCGUUACGGGGGAAAAGUAACAGGAAAUGUCAGUAAGAAAACAAACUACCUUGUCAUGGGUCGUGAUAGUGGACAGUCCAAGAGUGAUAAGGCAGCAGCUUUGGGGACAAAUAUUAUUGAUGAAGAUGGCCUAUUGAAUCUGAUUCGAACUAUGCCAGGCAAGAAGUCCAAGUAUGAAAUUGCAGUUGAAGCUGAGAUGAAGAAAGAAAAGUGCAAAUUGGAAAGAACACCCCAAAAAAAUGACCAAGGAAAAAGAAAAAUUAGCCCAACUAAGAAGGAAUCAGAAUCUAAAAAAAGCAGACUGACUCCCAAAAGGGGCAGCUCUAUGAAGUCAAUAAAAAAGGAAACAAGUGCGAUUUGGAGAUCCCUGGACUUCGAGGAGCGGGUGGCUGAGGAGACAAAUGUGGACAGCCGGGCUAGGAAUUUGGCUGAUGACUGCAGUGAAAACAAAGUGGAAAAUUUGCUCUGGGUGGAUAAAUAUAAGCCAACCUCACUCAAGACCAUAAUCGGACAGCAAGGUGACCAGAGCUGUGCCAACAAACUCCUACGCUGGCUCCAAAACUGGCACAAGAGUCCAUCUGAAGAUAAGAAACGCGCAAAGUUUGGUAAGUUUGCUGGCAAAGAUGAUGGCUCUAGUUUCAAAGCGGCACUGCUCUCUGGCCCUCCAGGUGUGGGCAAGACAACCACAGCGUCUCUGGUUUGUCAGGAAUUAGGAUAUAGCUACGUGGAACUGAAUGCAAGUGACACUCGGAGUAAGAACAGUUUGAAGGAGAUUAUUGCUGAAUCACUGAAUAAUACCAGCAUCACGGGCUUUUAUUCAAGUGGAGGUGCCCAUUCAGUAAGCAUGAAACAUGCUGUCAUCAUGGAUGAAGUAGAUGGCAUGGCAGGCAAUGAGGACAGGGGAGGAAUUCAGGAAUUAAUUGGUUUGAUAAAACAUACAAAAAUUCCCAUUAUUUGUAUGUGCAAUGAUAGAAAUCAUCCCAAGAUUCGUUCUUUGGUUCAUUAUUGUUUUGAUCUUCGUUUUCAAAGACCUCGAGUUGAACAGAUUAAGGGUGCUAUGAUGUCUAUUGCAUUUAAAGAGGGUUUAAAGAUCCCCCCUCCAGCUAUGAAUGAAAUAAUUUUGGGAGCCAAUCAAGAUAUCAGACAGGUUUUACACAAUCUGAGUAUGUGGUGUGCACGAAGUAAGGCACUAACCUAUGACCAGGCCAAGGCUGAUUCUCAUAGAGCGAAAAAGGAUAUCAAACUGGGCCCAUUUGAUGUUGCCCGGAAAGUGUUUGCAGCUGGAGAGGAGACUGCUCAUAUGUCGCUUAUGGACAAGUCAGAUCUCUUUUUUCAUGAUUAUUCAAUAGCACCCCUCUUUGUCCAGGAGAACUACGUACAUGUGAAGCCUGUAGCUGCAGGGGGUGACAUGAAAAAGCACUUGAUGCUUUUAAGCAGAGCAGCAGAUAGCAUAUGUGAUGGUGACCUAGUGGACCGUCAGAUCCGGAGUAAGCAAAACUGGAGUCUUCUGCCCACGCAGGCCAUUUAUGCCAGUGUUCUUCCUGGAGAGUUAAUGAGGGGGUACAUGACCCAGUUUCCUACCUUCCCAAGCUGGUUGGGGAAGCACUCAUCUGCCGGCAAACACGAUCGUAUUGUACAGGACCUAGCACAGCACAUGGGUCUCAGAACUUAUUCCAGCAAAAGGACUGUAAACAUGGAUUAUCUGUCACAUAUAAGGGAUGCACUUGUACAGCCCUUGAUCUCCCAAGGGGUAGAAGGAGUACAGGAUGUUAUUGCUCUUAUGGACACAUACUACUUGAUGAAAGAAGACUUUGAGAAUAUCAUGGAAAUUAGCAGCUGGGGAGGCAAACCUAGUCUCUUCUCCAAGUUGGAUCCCAAGGUGAAAGCAGCAUUCACAAGAACCUACAAUAAGGAAGUCCACCUUACUCCAUAUUCACUCCAGGCAGUGAAGACACCCAGACACAGCACAGGCGCAUCACUGGAUUCUGAAUACAGUGAAGAGUUAAAUGAAGAUGACUCUCAAGCUGAUGAGAAAGACCAAGAUUCUAUGGAAACUGAUGCAAUGAUCAAGAAAAAGACAAAAUCUUCAAAGCCUUCAAAAUCAGAAAAAGAUAAGGAGUCCAGAAAAGGAAAAGGAAAAAGUUCAAAGAAAUGAAACUGUUUUUCACUACUGACAGCCACUUUUUACUCACCCUGUUGAUCAGUCUAGCUUGUCUAGAGAAUGCCUUGUUUUUUCCCCAAAGGAACCAUAUUUUAGCAUAAUGGGGCAACUUGGUGGUCCCAUUACAAAUAAAUGGUGGUACUGCUAGAAGGAUGUAACCAGUAGGCUAACAUACACCUCUUAUAGAGGUUGAUAGGACUGCUUGGGUCCUCCACUGUCCCCUGUCAACUAUAUGUGGGCUUUGGAGUCAGAUUUUAGUUAACAAUAAUAUGCCUGGAAACAUUGGUACUAAGGCAACUUUUGUAGGCUUAAGAAUUUAUCCUAAUGGCCUUUAUAGGACCAAUGCUGAUUUUUUUUUUUAAAAAAGGUAGUUACUAUUAUGUGGUGAAAUUUUGUAAAUAAAUCGUAAUACAAAACAGUCACCACCUAGAACUGGGUAUUCUUUGUACAUUGUCAAAUAUCUUACAGAAUAUAAAUGAGAAAUAAAAAUGUUCCACCUGAUACAUGUACAAAUUCUUAAGAAUGUCAUUGUGUACAGUAAAAUAGUAUGUUGGUAUAUUACUUUAUUAGUUUGCAAAUCAUUGGGUAAGAAGGUAACUAUAUUUCUCACUAACCAGCUAUGUGAAAUAGAACUUUGGCAAUUACUUCCCAACUUGAUUACCUCUUUAAGUGCCAGCCAUCUCUCUGUUUGUGAAUAGCAUGUCAUGGGGAGGCCUCUUUGGUAUUACUGGAAGAUAUGGGGGGCUGCAAAAGGAUUGCCACAUUUUUAUCCUUCUAGAGUCUCAACUCAUCAGGUUCAAACCAGUAGGGUCUAAGUUAAUCUCACUCUGGCUUGGGACAAAAUGAACCCUGAUUUUUGUUUGUCUCUGGGAGAUCUGGUUCUGCCCUAUGACAGACUCCACAGACUGGACUAGAGUUUUAGAUUGUACCUGUAACUGUAUUUGUUGAGGAGCUCUGAGGCUGUGGAACUAGCCUGGAAUUUAGUUGUCUAAAUUUUGUCAUUUAAAAAAUUUUGUCAGUAAAUGCUCAGAGGUAUGUGCUAAGAGAAUUAUAAAAUUAGGAUACUAUUUCCUCCCUUUAAGUAAUUGACAGUCUGUUUGGGAGGUGAAACAAAGUUCUUGAGACAUUUAAAGUGUAUUUAAAAAUGUUUUUCAUGCAGACUAAAUUCAUUAUGGGAAUAAAACAUUGCCUUAAGCCUUGCUCCUCUCUUUGUUAAAGCCCAGCUUGAAAUUUGCGCUUCAGUGAAGAUAUCCUUGAUUGACGACUGCCUCACCUUACCUGUGGGGUGAGCAUGGCUUUCUUAUGCAUAUUCUUCCAUUUCUAGUGCUUUUUGUCUGCCUACUUGUUCUUUCCUCCCCAGGAAAGGGAGUAUAUUCUUCUUGCAGCCAGAAAAAUGAAUAGUGUCCUUCCCUUGUUUAUUAUGAUUUUGUUAUUAAUUCUAAGUGCUCUAUGAUUGGCAUAAUCAGUGUAUAAGAUUACUUUUUUUUUUAGAAUUAGAGAUGGUAAAUACGCUCUUUAAAAUAUGAGAUGGCAACAUGGAUCUGCUGGAGCUACUUGAUGCCACACAUCUUUGCAGCAAACUGCAUGCUUCUUUUGAGAUCCAUUGAGGCUUGGCCAUUUUGGAAGCUAUAACAAACUACUGUGCUUUAUCCUUCGUCCCGUUAAGUUUUGGCAGUCCAUUAUUCGGCCUCUUGAAGUUAUUAACAAGGAACAGUGAUUUAUGUACGAGGAGUAGUGUCUUCCUGAAUAAGUUCUGGUGUAAUUAUGCUUAUUAGUGAAUGUUUAAGGCUCAUAACUCCCCAAAUAUAAUGUGCUUUACUCUCACAGA